This is a messenger RNA of Mus caroli (Ryukyu mouse), 2668 nucleotides long. RefSeq names its product chromosome unknown C14orf180 homolog (gene CUNH14orf180). Lineage: Eukaryota; Metazoa; Chordata; Mammalia; Rodentia; Muridae. The record is from RefSeq and is a predicted model, not a curated record. Gene Ontology annotation, cellular component: plasma membrane.
ACAGCACACAGCAGCCUCUGCCUUCCCUGCGCCCCCCUGGAGGCCUGUGGUCAAGCUGCUAAGGGACCUGGGACUAGACUCAACUCUAGAGGGACACUGGGCUCUAUGUACCACAGCCCUCCUAUAGAUCCAGCAGACUAGAAGCCAACAGGCUGCAGCCUUCAGGGCUGCUGAGGCCACUGCCCCCGUGGAGCUGUAAUGGAAACUUCUCAGAGGCUCUGUGUGCAAAGGCUCGGGUUCCUGCCCCAUGUGGGGCUCUAAGAGGCAGCUGAUCGCUCUCGCGCAAGACAAGGCAGGUGGGCAAGCACUCGCAGGACACAGGAGCCAGGACUAUGUUCCAGUAAAUGAGGUCUGCAGCUCGAGUCUCUCGCUCUAAUUCCCACCCGCGGACACGCCAUCCAACCAGAGAGAAUGAAGGGACCACGUGGGACUCACAGCCUUCCAGGACUGAGAGGGAUGGUGACAGGAAGUGUCCUCCCUCUAUCCUGAGACCCAGACGGCAAGAAUGUGGAUGCCACGGGGGUGAGCCACAGAAAACUUCAAGGCAUGUGCGGUUCCGAGAGCCCCUGGAGGUGGCUGUCCACUACAUUGCCCGCAAGGACACGGCAGCUGCCAUCAAGGUCCCCAGCCGACCAGCUUCUCGUGGUGGCUCUCCACUCCAGCCAGCAUCCUGCAGCAGCUCCCUAUUCCUGUGGCUGACACUGUGUGCUCUGCUUGGAGUGGUACUGGUCCUGUACUGUAGCCAGGCCAAACGUGUCACAGCAGCCCUGGAGGACCUCUUGGCUCAGCUCCUCGCCCUAAUCUUGCGCCUGUGGCAUGUGGUCCUUGCUUGUUGGCACUGCCUCCUGCAGCUCUGACUUGAGGCUGAAUGGCGAUGUCACCUCUGGAGAGCACUGGAGGUUGAGGCUGUUGGGAACCUGGAGUGGUUUGGGGGAUUGUGCAUGCUGGGGGAGCCCAGGCACUAAGGCUAACCCCAGGACAGAGUUCUGCUAGCCAAUGCUUGACAAACCCAGGAACUCUAAGAGGUUGCUAUAGACCUUUAAGUGGGAAAGGAGGAAGGUUCUGGCUCGAUGCUACAGGCACCUUCUACUCCAGUCAGCACGGGCUGGGAUCUUGGGAUUUUAAGACUGAAUCAGAGAAAGAACUCGACCAUUUCGACCAUUAUAGCUGGGAAUUCCUAUGUUCCUGCCCAGUCCUCUGCCUUGGGAGCCAUAGCCGGGAUGUCACCGUACAUAGCUCUUUGAGGGUGCGUUUGGGAAGGCAAGCCCCAAUCUCCUGCUGCUUUGAGGGCUGGGCCUAGCUUUUGCCACACCAUCACGAGACAGGGUGCCUCUCUCGCUCCAUGGAGCCCAUGAGAAUUGUCCUUUUCUCUGAGCCCAGGUCUGAAUUCCUCCACUUCAUGCCAAGAUCCGUCAGGGGUCACAGUGGUGUGGGAACAGAGUCCAGCUCUGAACACAGUUGCUCUCAGAACAGGAGUGCGGCACUGAGGUUCUUCUUCCGGGGCCACACACAGGCCCAAAGCCAUCGGGCCUGCCCACCAGCUGCAGGACCUGUGAGUGUCCUGAACCUCUGUGUACACUGUUUUGUCACUCAUGUUGAAAGGCAAGAGGAAGCGAGCACCAGCGUGUAGCAACGGCUUCAGAGCAUCCCAGACCCGCCUGGAGGGGGAGCCCUGAGCUCAGCGGGGAGGCCCAGUCAGACACCAGGAGGAUCCGCAAGGGGGACCCUGUACCACCCUGGAACAAACAAAUGAGCAGGGUUUGGGAGCCAGGAUGAGACUGGGGGUAGUCCUCUAUUCAUGUGGGCAGACAGGGACCCCAUAUUAAAAUACCUGCAGCCUCUUCAACCUCGGGAUUAUUGCAAAAUGAACAGAGGGAGACACUUGUCGAGGAAUCCCUCCAGGUCCAAGCAUGUUCAUCUAGGUGCCAGAGCACACUCCCACCCCUCCACUCACUCACCCCCACAGCCUACAGGUGCCUUGCGGCUGUCAUUCACAAGAAGUCAGGGGACCCACCAUGCACCCAGGACCACAUCCUCCCCAGCAAGACAUGCCAAGCUUCUCAGAUCACUGAGGUGCAAUCUGCCCCUCUCUGGCCUUCCAGUGUCCUGCACAGUGGUCUCCAGAUGCAGAAUUUGAGAGCACAGUAGGUGUGAGCCCAGUGGAGCAAAACCCUUCUCUAGAAGGCGUCUAGAAGUGGUCUAAAAAGGACCAGUCUGGAAAGCCACUCACCAGGACUGGCCAUCACCAUGGUUACUGUUGCCUGCACCAGUCCAGCUCCAUCUCAUCCUGCCCUGGUCAAAGACAGGCUCAUUAUUGAUUGGCUUGUAUUCCAGAUAUGGAAACAGACACUUAGAGGCGAGAUGACAGACCUCCAGACCACUCUUUCAUCCCUGCUUCUGAGGGUGGAUGCCCUUCAGGAGGGGGCGUGUUCACCCCAUGUUUUACAAUGGAGAGCCAGGGCUUCCCACCUUAUAGCCAGCAUUUGCUGCAAAGGCCACAGAAAAAGUGUGCCCCGCCCACUCGCUCUGUAAGGACCACAAAACAGCCCCAGCUCGGGUUUUUUGGGGGGUUUCGCUUUGCUUUGUUUCAUUUUUAAGGUGCGAACCCAACAUAGCAAGGCCAAGAGUCUGCCACUGCUACGUUCCCCAGCCUUAUUUUGUCUUAGAA